This is a messenger RNA of Gavialis gangeticus (Gharial), 1047 nucleotides long. RefSeq names its product galectin 9 (gene LGALS9). Gene Ontology annotation, molecular function: galactoside binding; carbohydrate binding. The coding region runs from base 214 to 717 and encodes 167 amino acids. NCBI's taxonomy places the organism in Eukaryota, Metazoa, Chordata, Crocodylia, Gavialidae. Gene Ontology annotation, cellular component: nucleus; cytosol. Gene Ontology annotation, biological process: negative regulation of type II interferon production; positive regulation of gene expression; negative regulation of CD4-positive, alpha-beta T cell proliferation. The record is from RefSeq and is a predicted model, not a curated record. The transcript is spliced from 5 exons.
UUUCCAUGGCAGAAGUGCAGAGAUUCACUUUUCCUGUGUUGCUGCUGCCUCCUAGUGAGUACUUUUUUAAUGACCAAGAUUAUCUUUUGCUUUUCAGUACAGUGCUCCUCUACUUUUGCAGCAAGACCCUGGACUGGGAGCGAGUAAAAGUGAUGCCAAAUUCAUUUGAUUUUAUUGGGGGAAGUUUUCCUCCUCCCACACCCUUUUGAUACCAUGGGCCAAGUUUUGUUCUUUGUUUUUCAGCUUGGUGGAGCGUCUCCCACUCCGGAGUCCUACAUGAGUUGUAGCGCUGCCUUUGGUUGGCACUCACAGGAUGACCAGCCUGUGUGCAAGCCCAUUACUGGAGGACUCCUUCCCCCCAAGUCCAUUACGAUCAGUGGGAAAGUUCCUUCUAACAGCGACAGGUUCAACAUUAACCUGAAGUCCGGCGAUGACAUUGCAUUCCAUCUGAACCCAAGGUUUGAUGAGAACGUCAUUGUCCGAAACUCGUUUCUGAAUCAGACCUGGGGGACGGAGGAGCGUGAUAUGCCGGGCACAAUGCCACUCGCACAGGGACAGGACUUCACUAUUCGGAUUUUAUGUCAAGAUCAUUGCUUCAAGGUGGCUGUGAAUGAGCAAGACCAGUUUGAGUACAGGCAUCGUGUUCAAAACUUGCAGCAGAUUGACAAGCUGGAAAUUACAGGCUUGGGCCCAAGCGUGAAGUUUACAGUGCAGUAAACAGUAAACUGUGAGCUUCUCCUUGCCUCCUACAAUGAGCAAAGUCAGCUGUUUGCCUUCUACAGUGUCAUAGGCUAGAGAAUUUACCAGGUCAUAUGUUACAAAAAUGUAAUCAAGUAGAUCUGUCUAGUACAAAAGGCUUUGGCGAAUGUUACCAACCAACUGAUUUUCUUCGCAUUUUUUAAUAUCAACUUGUAUUUUGCCCUAUUUGGUUAUGGGAACUUUCCUUCUGUUCAGAAAGGAUUGGUAAUUUUAAGCUUUUUACUAUACUCUAUUUUCCUUGACUUUGUUUGCAAAUAAUAACUUUUUCAUUAAACUUGUUAAUAUUAA